Messenger RNA from Penicillium salamii, 1170 nucleotides. The record is from the annotation of a GenBank genome assembly. NCBI's taxonomy places the organism in Eukaryota, Fungi, Ascomycota, Eurotiomycetes, Eurotiales, Aspergillaceae.
AUGAUUCCCGACAAACAAAUCCCAACGACGGCGUUUGUUGUGGAAAAACCAGGGGCGCCGUUCGUUCUUCAAGAUAUCAUCCUCGAUGAGGUCCGAGCAAACGAGGUACUGGUGGAGAUGAAGUAUACCGGCCUGUGCCAUACAGAUAUUGUUGUUCAGCAAGGCGAUUUCCCCGUCGGUGAAUACCCAGCCGUGCUGGGCCACGAAGGCGCUGGUAUUGUGCGCCGCGUGGGUGGGGACGUCAAAGACAAGUCUCUCAAAGAGGGCGAUCUCGUCUUCCUGAGCUUUAGUGCUUGCAGUAAAGAGACCUGCUCGGCCUGCAGCGAAGGUCGACAUGGUUUCUGUGGCCAGAAUACAGUCAUCAAUUUUGUCGGUGCUCGUGGCCUCCAUGCUUCUGAUUCCCCCAUCUCACUUCCUGGUGGAAAGGGCCCUGUUCGGGGUCAAUUCUUCGGCCAAUCCUCUAUGAGCAAGCUUGCUGUGGUUGAUGAGCGUUCGGUCGUUAAGUCUCCUCCUGCAUCUGGAAUCACGGUCGAAGACAUGGCUUUUCUGGCUCCCCUAGGCUGUGGGUAUCUCACCGGCGCUGGUACUGUCUUUAAUGUACUAAAACCUAAGGCUGGGAGUACAUUUGUCGUGUUUGGGAUGGGCGCCGUCGGUCUGGCCGCGAUGCUUGCUGCGCAAUCUCGGGGCGUGGAAACAGUCAUUGCUGUGGAUAUUGUCGAUACUAAGCUUGAGUUGGCAAAUUCUCUGGGUGCAUCGCAUACACUCAACACAAAAGGCAUAUCUGAUGUCUCACAAGCUCUUCUUGAGUUAUUCCCGGAUGGUGUUGAUUGUGUACUCGAUACUACCGGCGUUGUGCCUUUGCUUGAAGCUGGUGUGAAGGCACUGGGUCAUGAAGGCAUCCUCGCUAUAGUGGGUGUGACUCCGCUUAAUUCGACUAUGAAAAUUGACCCUUUGGCACUCAUGACUGGCUGCAAACGCAUUGUUGGCGCAAUCGAGGGCUGUGCCAAUCCUGCUUUGAUUGUCCCGGAACUGAUUGAUCUGUACAAGCAAGGCAAAUUUCCAGUCGACAAUUUUGCUAGGAUCUAUACUCCAGAUGCACUUGAACAAGCUAUGUCGGAUCUACGCUCUGGAAACGUUAUUAAGCCCAUAAUAAAGUGGUCAGAUCUAUAA